GACUACAUCCUUCCUGCCCUUUUCUCUGCUGCCAGUACACUCAGCGAGUCAGCUCACGUUCUUAGACACAAUAUGUCUGAAACCAGUUUCGAACCUCAACACUUUACUUCGAGCCUGAAAGAGGCCAUGCAGCAAUUGGAGCUACUGAAACAAAGGAAAAGUGAGAUGGCAAAGAAAGGGAAAAAAGAAAUAGCAGAGCAUUUAACGUCUAAGGAGAAAGUUCAAGCACAAAUCCGGGGGGAAGCCACUAUUCGGGAGGAGAACCUUGUGGAUGCCAUUGAGAUCAUUCAGACGCUUUGUGAUCUGCUAUAUAACAAAGUUGAAGCAAUCCAGUCUAUGACGUGCAGAGAUUUGGACCCAACCCUGUCCGAAGCAGUGUCCACUGUGAUCUGGGCUGCUCCACAUAUGGAAACAGAGGUCCCUGAGCUGAAGACAGCAGCCAGUCAGCUGUGUCAUAACUUUAGCAAGGAAUAUGGCAAUCUCUGUCGGUCAAAUAAGCUUGGAACAGUCAACGAUAAAGUCAUACAGUCGCUGGGUACCAAACCUCUUUCCAAGUCCCUGGUGGAGAGAUAUCUGUCUGAUAUAGCAAAAGAGUUCAAUGUAGAGUAUGAGCCAGAUGAAAUCAUGGUGGACGCGUCCCCAAGGUUUGACGGUAUCGGAUUUAAUCCCUUCGAAGCCGGAGCUGGCAGCUCAAACCAAGACUCCCCAGUCUGCCCGUAUCCUCAAAACAAUGGGGCCUUUCCGGAUGCAGAAGAAAUCUUUAGAGGCAUAGAUAGUGCAUCACCAAGAUGGCCAUUUCCAAUCACAUAUGAGAUUCCCGGCAGUAAUUUGGUGAGAUCGGACAACGGUGACUUCUCCACCCCGAAUAUGGGUAUUGGAUUUAAGUCAGAUCUGUGGAGUCACAAUCAAGACCCAGAGAUCUCAGACACACAACCCGGAAGUGACACGGACCAACUGACUGAAAAAAUGUUAAAAAGUCAUUGUCAUGACAAAUAAAGUUUUUUUUUCUUUUGUGUUUUAA
Molecule: messenger RNA, 1021 nt
Organism: Pseudophryne corroboree (corroboree frog)
Lineage: Eukaryota; Metazoa; Chordata; Amphibia; Anura; Myobatrachidae
Product: IST1 homolog
Exons: 10
Coding region: 73-996 (307 amino acids)
Biological process (GO): protein transport
Source: RefSeq, a predicted model, not a curated record